CCCAAUUCAUGUUAUCAUCAGUGCAUAUUCAUUGACUCCCACACCAAGUCUUCCACAAUCCCUCCCUCCCCAUCUGACGAACAAAAAAAUAAAAUAAAAUUAAGAAAAACAGUAACAUGUCAAUGGCGGACUCUUCCUCAACACCACAGCCACCACAAACACCAGAAAAACCCUCCCUAGACCCUUACAAAUUCCUCCGCAUCGCCCCCAACCCCGACGGCUCCCUCACCCGCCUCUCCCCCGUCCCCUCCGUUCCCCCUUCCGCGGCCGUUAACAAUUCCGACAUCUCCCCGCAAAUCGUGCUCACCAAAGACGUCCCCCUCAACCCUGCCGCCAAAACCUUCAUCCGCAUCUUCAAGCCCCACCCUCUUCCCCUAAAUUCUAAACUCCCCAUCAUCCUCUACUUCCAUGGCGGCGGCUUCGUCCUCUUCUCCGCCGCCUCCGUCCCCUUCCACAACUCUUGCUCCCGCAUCGCAGCCCACCUACCCGCCCUCGUCCUCUCCGUCGAGUACCGCCUCGCCCCGGAGCACCGCCUCCCCGCCGCCUACAAUGACGCCCUCCUUGCCCUCCGCUGGGCAGCCGCCGACGCCCCUCGCGACCCCUGGCUCACCCACUCAGCAGACUUCUCCAACUUCUUCCUCAUGGGCAGCAGCGCCGGUGGAAACAUCGUCUACCACGCGGGUCUUCGUGCGCUAGAUCUCGACAUCUCGCCGGUUGUGAUCAGAGGGCUUAUCAUGAACCAGCCCUACUUCGGUGGGACCCGCAGGACGGAGUCUGAGAUGAGGCUGGUUGGAGAUCGGAUCCUUCCGCUGCCGGCGAAUGAUCUACUUUGGAGCUUGGCAUUGCCGGAGGGGGCUGACCGGAAUCACGAGUAUUGUAAUCCGACGGUGGGGAAUGGUCAUCAGGACGGGAGGAUCGAACGACUGCAAAGGUGUUUGGUUAGUGGGUAUGGAGGGGACCCACUGGUAGACAGGCAGAGGGAGUUUGUGGAGAUGCUGAGGGAGAGAGGAGUGGAGGUGGUCGCUGCAUUUGAUGACGGUGGGUUCCACGGUGUGGAGCUUUUUGACAACGACAAGGCCAUGGCUUUGUACGACGUCGUUGCGGAUUUUGUUCGGCCUUGUCGUGCUAAAUCAGCUGACGUUGUUGCUAAAUCAACUAUGUAAUGUAUUUAUAUGUCAAAGUUCAUUUGACUAAAUCAUAUCGCCAAAUUAAAAAGGUGAUUCGCAAUGUAUAAUCAGUAUCUCUCAUGUCAUGCACUAAGUGAAAAUUUAUGUAAUGAUUUCACAUUUUUCUCGUUGA
This is a messenger RNA of Morus notabilis, 1299 nucleotides long. Its product is annotated as probable carboxylesterase 8. The record is from RefSeq and is a predicted model, not a curated record. Gene Ontology annotation, molecular function: hydrolase activity. The transcript has a single exon. The coding region runs from base 117 to 1163 and encodes 348 amino acids. NCBI's taxonomy places the organism in Eukaryota, Viridiplantae, Streptophyta, Magnoliopsida, Rosales, Moraceae.